AUGAACCCAUCAACCCGUUGGACCCAACCCGUUGGACGUCAAACCCGUUGGACGUCAAACCCGUCCCAGGAGCGCAUUAACCCGUUGGAAGUCGAACACGCUGGACCCAAACCCGUUGGAUGUCGAACCCGUUGGAUGAGGAAGUCGAACGCGCUGGACCCAACCCGUUGGACGUCAAACCCGUCCCAGGAGCGCAUUAACCCGUUGGGAGUUGAACACGCUGGACCCAAACCCGUUGGACGUCGAACCCGCCGUAGUGGAUAUGAAAUACAACAUAUCCAAAUCAAAAGCGAUAAUUCCGCCGGGAAGGGGUUACAUUGUGGUGUCAAAGUCAAUGAGUUGAGGUGGGGGUGGAAUGGACGUCCAUUCCAUUUAGGGUUAGAAAACCUUAGAAAACCGACCAAUCAGAGCAGGGCAGAUUGGGCGUACAUUCCAUUUGGUUUCAGACGUUGA
Messenger RNA from Histoplasma mississippiense, 453 nucleotides. RefSeq lists its product with no specific name. Lineage: Eukaryota; Fungi; Ascomycota; Eurotiomycetes; Onygenales; Ajellomycetaceae. The transcript is spliced from 3 exons. The record is from RefSeq and is a predicted model, not a curated record. The coding region runs from base 1 to 453 and encodes 150 amino acids.